AUGGGAGAGCCAGAUUCCUAUGGUCGUGAGCACGGACUAAGAAAUUAUUCCCAAUAUCCUCGAAGACAAGGAAGCCAGUGGCCUCCUUCCACUUCAGGGCAAAACAAUAUGUGGAAGUCUCGUGAUAAUUAUUCCCGAUCCUAUUCUAACGAUUCCCGACCCCACAAAACUCACAACGAUAAGCCUAGUGAACUUGGCAGUAAGCUUGAGCCAGUCACUUGGAAUGUGAGGGAACUUCCUCCAUUCAGAAAAGACUUCUACACUGAGCGUCCUGAUGUUUCGGCAAAAAGUGAAGCAGAAAUUACAAAAAUUAGGGAUGAUCUUCAAAUGACUAUUAAUGGCACUGAUAUCCCGAGACCAGUAGUCUCGUUUGAAGAAGCAAAUUUCCCUGAUUAUAUCCAAAAUAUGCUAAGAAAUACUGGAUUCACUUCCCCUACACAUAUUCAAAGCCAGAGCUGGCCAAUUGUAUUGAGUGGUCGAGAUUUGAUCGGUAUCGCCAAAACUGGCUCUGGAAAAACCCUUGCUUUUAUCCUUCCAGCAAUAAUCCACAUUUUAGACCAACCUCAGCUCAAGCCGCGAGAUGGCCCAGUAGCCUUGGUAUUAUCCCCUACUAGAGAGCUUGCGAUGCAGACAUCACAAGAAUGUACACGAUUUGGAAGGCCUUGCAGAAUCAGCAAUGCUUGUGUAUACGGUGGAGCUCCUAGAUCUCGUCAACAAAUGGAACUUCAAAGAGGAGUCCACGUUGUCAUUGCAACACCAGGGAGACUAAUUGAUUUUUUAGAAAACGAAGCCACAAACCUCAGAAGGGUCACUUAUUUAGUUUUAGAUGAAGCUGAUAGGAUGCUCGAUAUGGGAUUUGAGCCUCAGAUAAGAAAAAUCAUUGAACAAGUAAGACCUGACCGACAAACUGUCAUGUUUAGUGCAACUUGGCCAAAAGAAGUACAAGCGCUUGCAAGGGAUUUUUUGGUAAACCCUGUGCAUCUGCAAAUUGGGUCACUUAACCUGUCAGCGAAUCAAGAUAUAAGACAAAUUAUUGAAAUUGUGGAAGAACCGCAUAAGCUUACAAAAGUGAUAAAUAUUUUGCAUGAUAUUGCUAGACCAGGAUCAAAAACUAUUGUCUUUUGUGAAACCAAAAAAGGAUGCGAUGUCCUUUGCUAUGAGCUUAAAAAAGAAAAUUUCCCAGCAGACGCGAUUCAUGGAGACAAAACUCAGCGAGACAGAGACCAGGUUUUGAGAGAUUUUAGAAAUAACAGAAUAAACAUUAUGGUAGCUACCGACGUAGCAGCCAGAGGUCUUGAUAUCAAAGACGUAAACCACGUCAUAAAUUAUUCCUUUUAUAGAAAAUAGAAAUUUCUGCUUAUCCUUUAUUUAUUUUAUAUGAAAAUUAAAAAUUUUAAUAUAAAUAGGUAUAUGAUUUCCCAGGACAAGUCGAAGACUACGUUCACAGAAUUGGAAGGACUGCCAGAGCCGGAGCCAAAGGGACAGCAAUUUCAUUUUUCACCCAACAAAAUGCCAGAAUGGCUGGAGAUUUAAUUAAGCUAUUGAGGGAGUCCAAACAAGAUAUCCCUGACAGGCUUUAUGAUAUGUACAGAAGCCAAAGACCAGCACAGAAUUACAACAGAUAUAACAGAUGGGGAUACCAAAGCAGGAAUUAUGGCCCACCUAGAAGUAGAAGUCCAAGAAGAUCUAACUAUUAUUAA
This is a messenger RNA of Blepharisma stoltei, 1700 nucleotides long. Lineage: Eukaryota; Ciliophora; Heterotrichea; Heterotrichida; Blepharismidae. The record is from the annotation of a GenBank genome assembly.